AUGGAUGCAUAUGGAUCUCGGCCUGCCUCGCUGGACCUGAGUGAACGCUUGCCAUCCAUUCCAGAUAGUGGCGAAGCGACACCUAUCCCUCCUACUACACCGCAUGUCCUCGGUAUUGCCUUCUCUGCACCUGCUGCACGUUCUGAAAGGCCCUAUUCCCCGUUGGUCGACCAACAUGAGUCAUCCUUCUCGUCACAGGGUGCAUCGCCUCGAAUGAAUUCUCUUAGUGAUGUGCCUAUGCCCGUCCCUAUGGCAAAGUCCGUUCCAACACCGACCUCUAAACCGAUCCAGCAGUCUACAGCGGGGCCAGCGCCACCACUGAGUUUCCCUAUCGCCGUGAACGAGGACGAGGACGAAGAUAUCUCGCAUACGUCCACUUCCAAUCUACUGCGCCCUGUGUCGAAGUACCAGAAUGAUUCAUUCGGCAAUAUGGACGACUCUAUCUCCUACUAUCUGGACCCCACUGACGAAAGCAUACGGGAAAAGGGCACGACGCCUAUCCACGAAGACAUUCGUGGCAUUGUGACGCCCUAUAUGCAGCAUGAUGAAGACAAUAGAUCUGACCCGGAUGUGGACAGGCAGUCUAUGAGGACGCCCGAUAUGGAUAGCAUUCUAUCGGAAUAUGCACGUCAUGGGUCAAUGACACCUGUAUUGUCCAUGUACAAACGACGGCCAACCAAUCCAGAGACGCCCAACUUUGACAGGCACGGAUUGCGAUUGUACCGCCAUGCUACAGACAGUCGCAGCUCGAUCGGUGCAUUUUCAGUCUUAGAUGAGGAUGAUGAAGACCCUAUUCGCCAUAUGGAUGGCGAUAGCCCCGUGCAGCGAGCACGGUGGCGUGGAAAACACGAUAUUUACUCAGGGACAGCAGCGGAUACGUCCAUGGUAUCUCUGGCAGAUAUGUCCAGUGAACACACAGCGCUGCCAGCAGACUACCGAACGCUAGCACUUGUCAAUCAUUCGAUGAUCGACUGGGUGGAUGCAGACAAGGAUUGGGAUGAUAAGCGGAUGUCAAAGAUGAGCUACUUCUCAUGGCGUGCUUGUACAAACGUAUCAAUGCUCUUGAUCCUUGCUUUAUCCGUGCUUAUGCUGUUCUUGGGAUACCCUGUUCUACACACCUAUACAAUCCAAGCUAUUCAUGAAUCCAACCAUUUCGGAAAUGUCUCCCCUAAUUCCUCCAUACCUACUACGUUUAAUGCUACGAACCUGCGCCAGGGCUUAAUCGAUCCUGAUACGCCUCCUGACAAAUAUGAGCGCAUUAACAUUCGCAAUCAAAAGACGAUGAAAUUGGUUUUCAGUGACGAAUUUAAUACACCUGGUCGAUCAUUUUACCCUGGUGAAGACCCCUUUUGGCAAGCAGAAGACUUGCACUAUUGGCAAACUAUGAAUUACGAAUGGUAUGACCCUGACUCUGUAUACACGGAGGAUGGUGAUUUGGUGAUCCGCUUCGCUCAGAAGCCCGAACAUGGCCUGUUCUUCCGUGGCGGUAUGAUCUCGAGCUGGAACAAGUUUUGUUUUACUGGCGGAUACAUGGAAGUCAAACUCCAACUUCCAGGUUUCCAUAAUGUCUCCGGUCUAUGGCCUGCGGUAUGGACCAUGGGCAACUUGGGCCGAGCAGGCUAUGGUGCUUCUACAGAGGGCAUGUGGCCGUACUCGUACGACACAUGCGAUGUCGGUACCAUGCCGAAUCAGACCUAUCUACCUAGUCAGGGCGGUGGUCCACUGGCUGCGGAGACAUCUGGUCGCUGGGUCGAUCAGUAUGGCCCCAGUUUAAGUUUCCUCCCAGGUCAACGUCUGAGCCGCUGCACCUGCCUGGAUAGCGAUGAUCAUCCAGGUCCACGGCACCCUGACGGUACUUGGGUUGGCCGAUCUGCGCCGGAAAUUGACCUACUGGAAGCGACGGCCAACAAUGGCGCUGAUGAGCAUGGUCAGCUGUCCAUGUCUUUGCAGAUUGCGCCUUUUGAUACAGCAUACAACGCAUCGACUGAAGGUGAUGCGUUGGUCAUCUAUCCGAACCUUACACGCGCCGUUGCGCGAAAUGAUUACACUGGUGCAGCGUUCCAGCAAGCCGUAUCGGUCAUGGUGAAUACCAGUGACACAGCCUACCAGCACACAGGUCAGGAGUACGAUACAUACGCGUUCUUGUACGAGCCUGGUAGCACGCUUGAUUCACACAUUACGUGGUUCGUAAAUAACGAGCCGAAGUUUACGGUCAACACAACCGCCCUUGGCCCCAACCCUGAAACGGAGAUUGGCCAACGCACGAUGCCCGAAGAGCCUAUGUAUGUGAUUAUGAACCUGGGUAUGUCGCCAUCUUUCCAAUGGGUCAACUGGGAUGAACUUAGGGUCGGCUUUCCUUUCAAACUCCGUGUGGAUUAUAUCCGUAUCUACCAGGAUGAAGAUAAAAUCACUCCCGACAGUUUGUCAUGUGAUCCUACCAAUUUCCCUACCAAGGCCUAUAUUGAGAAACACAAAGAGGCGUAUACAAACAGUCAAUUCACAUCAUGGUUACAACCCGCCGAUAAAGGUGGGUAUAAUCAUCCGUUCCCCGGCAAUGUUUUGUUAGGGCAAUGUUCGUAG
Molecule: messenger RNA, 2580 nt
Organism: Malassezia pachydermatis
Lineage: Eukaryota; Fungi; Basidiomycota; Malasseziomycetes; Malasseziales; Malasseziaceae
Exons: 1
Coding region: 1-2580 (859 amino acids)
Biological process (GO): fungal-type cell wall organization; (1->6)-beta-D-glucan biosynthetic process
Cellular component (GO): plasma membrane; endoplasmic reticulum membrane
Molecular function (GO): glucosidase activity
Source: RefSeq, a predicted model, not a curated record